Eleginops maclovinus (Patagonian blennie) is the source of this 5923-nucleotide messenger RNA. RefSeq names its product GTPase activating Rap/RanGAP domain like 3 (gene garnl3). NCBI's taxonomy places the organism in Eukaryota, Metazoa, Chordata, Actinopteri, Perciformes, Eleginopidae. The record is from RefSeq and is a predicted model, not a curated record. Gene Ontology annotation, cellular component: cytoplasm. The transcript has 33 exons. The coding region runs from base 490 to 3615 and encodes 1041 amino acids. Gene Ontology annotation, biological process: regulation of small GTPase mediated signal transduction; activation of GTPase activity. Gene Ontology annotation, molecular function: GTPase activator activity.
GUCCCACACUUCAGGAACUGUCCGUCUAAAAUCAGCCCCAGGAAGCCAUCAACGGCCAGAUCUGCUGCAAAACGGGAAGAGGCUGAUUUGCAUUGCUGCUGCGUAAAGGACGUGUUCUGCAGAUGAGAUGCCGGGCAGCAGCAGAAGGAGCGCUGUGGCUCCACACUUCAGGAUCAGUGGAUCAGGACUCUCAGGUUGACAGCAGCAGCUCUACAGCCCGCAUGGAGACACCUCCUCCCCGGACACCAUGCACCUCUAAGAGCUCCAACAACACCGUCUUUUGUCUCGCCUGAGGGGGGGGGAGUCUGCAAGAUUACUUUGCUCGGACCAAGCGUCAAAGGAUUUUUUCCACCUCUCUUUUUUUCCCACCAGCCCGUUUCUCUGUUUAUCCUCUGCCUCCUUCCGUCUUGCAUUUUGGGACUUUUAUUUCUUCUCCUUUGGAAAAAAGGCGCUGCUGUUUCCCCGAGUCUACCUGCUCGCCCAGCACCCAUGAAUUCAGAUAAAAAUGUGUACCUCGGCAGAGACAAAGGCAUCAUGCGGAAGAGAGCCCUGCUCCUUCGGAAAGGUUGCAGCUUCGAGAUUACCAGCUCUGCCUCGGAGGACUUGGGCUGCAGGCGUGGAGACUUCAGCAGGAAACACUAUGGGUCUGUGGAGCUGCUAAUUUCCAGUGACGCAGAUGGGGCCAUUCAGAGGGCAGGACGCUUCAGGGUGGAGAAUGGCUCUUCAGAUGAGGCUUUGGACUACACGCCAGGAACCUGGAGGAGAACCGAUGUCCAUCUGGAGAAUCCAGAGUACCACACCAGAUGGUUCUUUAAAUAUUUCCUGGGAAAAGUCCACCAGAACUAUGUGGGUACAGACGCAGAGAAGAAUCCCUUCUACCUGUCGGUCGUUCUCUCGGAUCAGAACAACCAGCGGGUCCCUCAGUACCGAGCCAUCCUCUGGAGGAAGACGGGCACUCUGAAGAUCAGCCUCCCCUACAGCCCCACCAAAACACUAUCCGUCAAGUCCAUCCUAAGUGCAAUGAACUUGGACAGGUUUGAGAAAGGCCCGAGGGAGAUCCUCAACGCGGAGAUUCAGAAGGAUCUGCUAGUGUUGGAGGAACAGGAGGGCUCUGUCAACUUUAAAUUUGGAGUCCUGUUUGCCAAAGACGGCCAGCUCACAGAUGACGAGAUGUUCAGCAACGAGUCGGGGAGUGAGAGCUUCGACAAGUUUCUCAAUCUGCUCGGUGACUCCAUUACGCUGCAGGGCUGGGCAGGGUACAGGGGGGGGCUGGACACCAAGAAUGACACUACAGGAAUGAACUCCAUCUACACGGUUUAUCAGGGCCAUGAGCUCAUGUUCCACGUGUCCACCAUGUUACCCUACUCUAAAGAGAACAAACAGCAGGUGGAGAGAAAGAGACACAUUGGAAACGACAUUGUUACCAUAGUAUUCCAGGAAGGGGAUGACGCAUCGUCGUCCUUCAAACCGUCUAUGAUCCGAUCGCACUUCACCCAUAUUUUUGCAUUAGUUAGGUAUAAUAGCCAGAAUGACAGUUACAGGUUGAAGAUAUUCUCAGAGGAGAGCGUUCCACUGUUCGGACCACCUCUCCCAUCUCCACCUGUGUUUACUGAUCACCAAGAAUUCAGGGACUUUUUAUUAGUCAAACUAAUCAAUGGAGAGAAAGCCACACUGGAGACGCCAACGUUUGCCCAGAAGCGCCAGCGGACACUAGACAUGUUGAUCCGCUCGCUCUACCAAGACCUCAUGCCUGACCUGCACAAGAACAUGUUAAAUCGGCGGUCCUUCAGCGACGUGCUGCCUGAGUCUCCGAAGUCUGCACGCAAGAAGGAGGAGGCACGGCAGGCAGAGUUUGUCAGAAUAGGGCAGGCGCUGAAGCUGAAGACCAUUGUGAGAGGAGAUGCCCCGACAAGCCUUGUCACCACCGGCCUGUGCAGAAAAGAGCCAUGGGAGUCCCAGCUGUUCUGCAGCACCUUCCCGUACGAGAUCGUGUGUUCAGACUCCUGGGGUCAGUCUCUGCUGGCGGCCACCGACGCAGCGGGGGUCAUGCUGCUAGAUGGCCCUGAUCCAGCUUCCUCCAACGCUGAGAUGCAGUCCGUGCCCCCGGUGCAGGUGUUUGAUAAAACCAUGGUGGUGAAGCAGGUGCACGUCCUCGAGCCUCAGGACCUGCUGAUCACCAGGGCUGACAAAGGGAAGGACGCCCGGCUCUAUGUGUACAGACUGAGCUCGCUGAAGAAAGGCCUGGAGGAGAAGCAGCUCGUCAGGAGCAAGUGUGACAGCCGGGAGAACAAACUGGAGAAAACUAAAGGCUGUCAUCUGUACUCCAUCAACACGCACCACGGCUCGGAGCUGAGGAUAGUAGCAGCCAUCAGGAACAAACUCCUCCUCAUCACCAGGAAACAUCCCCGCUUCGAAGCCCCGGGAGCAGACUCACCGGUGGAGGAGUUUCAGUACAUACGGGAGAUCUGUCUGUGCGACCCUCCGGUGGUGAUGGCGCUGGUGGACGGGCCAACGGGGGAGAACGACAACAUGAUCUGCGUGGCUUAUAAACAUCAGUUUGACCUCAUCAACGAGAGCACGGGAGAUGCCUACCGGCUACACCAUGUAGACGCCAACAGGGUAAAUUUUGUAGCAGCCAUUGACGUGUAUGAAGACGGAGAGGCAGGCCUGCUGCUGUGUUACAACUACAUUUGCUCCUAUAAGAAAGUCUGUCCGUUUAACGGCUCCACACCAAUGAUCCAGUCCAACGCCUCUGAUUUCCACUUCAGCUGGAACCAGAUGCCCAACGCGAUCGUCUGUGCAUUUCCUUACAUCCUGGCCUUCACAACGGACUCCAUUGAGAUACGGCUGGUGGUGAAUGGAAACCUGGUUUACACUGCGGUCGUCCCUGAGCUGCAGCUGGCUUCUUCCCGGUCGGACAUCUAUUUUGUUUCGUCGGCUCCGGUGAGCUCAGCCUCAAACUGCAGUUCGAGAGACACCAGUUCUCAGAGUUCCCCACAAACGCCCACGGGCUACGAGAUGCCUGUGUUCCCUUCCCCUCUCGGCGAUGAUUCUAUUCGGAUCCCCUAUGGUACCAAGCUUUCCCUGUACAUGUCUAAGGAUGCCGAAGGUGAAUCAGCAUGUAAGCACAUGUUCAAGAUCCCUCUGUGUAACUUGGUGGGCCGAAGCAUUGAAAGGCCCCUGAAGUCCCCUCUGGUCAACAAGGUGCUGACGACUCCGGCCCCCACCAUGCUGCCCCCCACUGCCCUCAUCUCCGCCACACACUCCCUCUCCUUGUCUCGCAUGGAGAUCAAGGAGAUCGCCAGCCGCACACGGAAGGAGCUGCUCGGCUUGACAGAGGAACCAAGUGGGAAGUCCGACAGUGGGACGGUCAAACAGAGGAAGAUUGGCAAGAAGAACACCGAGGAAGAACCCAAAGCACGAGCACUGACGUCAACAAACAGUGACAGGUUAGCCUCAGAGUCUGGAGAGACGGAGCUGGACGUGCAGCUGCACUGUACGUCCGGUCCGGAGGUGGAGCCGGAGAAGGUGGUGCUGCUGGCGGAGAGCCCGCCGCUGGCCAGCGCCUUCGCCCUCUCCACAUCCUUCGAAGAGGAUGUCCUGGACCUAAAGUGAACACAAUCCCACCGUGCACUUCUCUGCCCAUCCACUCCCGUACUGUCACCUUUAUUUCACGUUUCGGUUGGUUUGCUUUUGUUGAAUUCUUUUUUUGUUGUUGUUUAUAUCCCUGUAUCUUGGGUAUCCCCAUUCAUCAGACAAGAUGGGUGCAGCGGGAGCGUGACGAUGUGUGCGUUUGUGUCCGCAAGAAGUCUCUCAGCCGCUGUGUGUUUCGGGUGUUUGUGUGCCCCCCCCACCCCCACAGCAAAUAACCCAAAGAGGCGCUGAGGCUGUGUGAGCUGCCGCGGUUUAUUCAGAGCUCUGCAACAGCCUUGAGGUAAUGUUAAAGGUUUGAUCACAACCCACAAACUGAAUGUAAAUCUGCGCACCGAGCACGACGUAAAUCUCACAGAGCCCUCUGAAGUUGCUAGAGCUUCAUAUGUGUUGUAUAUUAUGUGAUAUUUCCUUUAAAAAUGUUGUAUGAUAUGCAUAUGUAUGUGUACAUCUGUUUAUACAUGGAGUGCAUACACAGUGACGGGCAUGUAUGCCUGUCAUGCCUGUGAUGCAUAUUUAUAGAUAUAUUAUAGAAAAAAUCAUUUUAUUCCCAUAUUUAGUAAAAGUAGGAUGUUUUAUGCUCUCUGCACAUAUUAGUCCUUAUUCUUCUCCUUAUUCACAGUAAACAGGUAGACAGGGCUGGAGGCAAAGUCUCCCACAAGUGCCAUUUUCCAGCAUCCUCCACUGAAGUACACCUCUUAACAGCCACCAAAAUCUGGUGUCUGACAGUAGCAGCCAUGAUUGUAGUCCUAUAUGAUUACUAUGGUGUCCCACUUCUCCAUUCAGAUGAAAAUCACCUACAGGAGGCACUCUUUUAAAGCAACGCAGAGACGUCAUUUAUUCUGCAUGACCUGCCUUUGCUACAUGUAUUAAGACUCCUGCACCAAAAAAAAUCUUCUUUGGAAACCACAAGGUCUGUGAUAUCAUACCAAACAGAGCUGCAGAAAGCAAACCACAAGCUGAGAUGAGAGUGGAUGUUUUAUUGACUGUGUUGUCAACAAAAGAAUGUUAGACAAAACAACAAAUAUAAAAAUCUAAAGUUCAAACACAGUAUACAGUUGCAAACUGAAACAAUACAACCAGUAGAUUGUCUAUUUUGACUUAGUAAAUACACUUAAAUACAGUUUAGUUUAGUGUGGAAGAAAUAACCCUGUUAGAGAUUCUCCUCUCAACAUACAAGCCCUGGUGGUUUAUAUCUUACUGGUUCUUUAACUCGACAAGACAAACACAUAUAAAAACAUUAAUCUCAAACAGAGAAGAGAUCAUUUACCAUAUUUUAGGUAAUGGCUAACUUCGAACUGCAGUCACUAUAAGGCAGUGCACAGGGUUAAGUGAUGACAAUUACACACACAUUCUGACAUCAACUAUUCUUCAUACACUUAAAGAAGACCCUUUCCUGUAGUGGGUUAUAUAGGUUCCUGUGCAUUCUCUAGUGUAAAUAUGCUUUCACUUUGAACUUCAGAAAGUUACUUCAGUCUUGUUAGAACGCUGAAUCUAACAUAAUACAGGUCAAAAGUUCUAAGUAAUGGACACUACACAGUCAGUAAAACCAAAAGAGAAGUCUUUAAGCAUCCACUGGAAGGUGUGGCAUCAGACUGGGAGCAGUGGUUUGCUGAUGGGUAUGACGGCGCCUCUCUGUGGUGGUUUCUCACAGCAGCCUUCAGAUCUUGCAUGAGUCUCCUCUUCUUUCUCCUCACACCUCCUCUCCUUUUCUCCUGCUUGUCUCAGUGUGAAACCUGCAACACUAUAACACAACUCAGAAAAACUAAAAAGGGAAGAAGAAGGGGGGGAUUUUUUAAUAAAAAGGUACUUUAGUGUUUAUAACUCUGAAUGAGUGUGGGAUGCCUGGCAGUUUGUUUGUCACACUGCUUCUCCCACUUUACGAUGUUUCUCCUGUAUUUCUGUCGAGUACUCUUUGUUCCUACCUCCCCUUGGCAUUUUCACAGUUUUUUGUUUAGUUUUAUUUGUAUUUGAAUCUAUAUUUACUGUUUAGACUGUUGCUGAACCUCUCUGUGAUAUCAAAACGAAAGAAAAAAAUUAACAAAAAAAACACCAAGUGUCUUAAAAUAUUGUAUCGCCAUCGUUUUUAAUGCCAAGUACUACUUGUAAAUGUUUGUGUAUCAAAUGUGGCCUCAAAUGAAACUGAACUAUAUUAUUAAUAUUAUUAUUAUGAUAUUAUUUGAGCAAUUAUUUUAAACAAGUGCUGUAGACCACUGCUGUGAAAGUAGUCGAUUCUGUUCAUUGAUAUGUAAUAAAUAUUUAUGAAAUUUGA